GGAGGAGGGUGUGUCGAAGUCAUGGCUCCUGGGCGCUCAUAGCUGCGCUGAUCUGACAAGCGGCGGCGGCGACGGUAGCGGCACCCCCACCCGCCGAGCUGGAGUCUGGAUGGGGCUGCAACACAGUCAUGAGCCUGGUACGACAGCAGCGACAGCAGCAACGACGACAGAGGAGGAGGAGGUGGCGGUGGGGGCUGCCGGGUACAGCAGCUGUUUACAAACCGGUAGGCGGCAGCAGACCCAACCUUCCGGUAGGCCUCUGCAUGCGGGAGGUGCGGCGGGCGGCAACGGCAGCCUCGGGAUGGAAGCAGCAGGAGCAGCAGCGGUGACAGCAGUGUCAAUGGUGCCGGCAUCGGCUCUCUGUCCUCAGGCACCGGGAGCAACGACGCUGCGAGCUGCUAGACAACUCGCAGGAGCAACAUCACCAUUAGCACCAGAAAAGAGGAAGGGGAAGCAGGCUGUGUGGUUUGCCUCGAGUCUGCAGGAAGCCCUGAUCGUAGCGGAAUUUAUGUCGUACAAGCUGGGUGUCGUACGGAUUACCAGUGUACGGAAGCUGGAUGAAGGAAUGGCGCAGAUGGCUAGCGUUACGGGACCCUUCCUGU
Molecule: messenger RNA, 602 nt
Organism: Astrephomene gubernaculifera
Lineage: Eukaryota; Viridiplantae; Chlorophyta; Chlorophyceae; Chlamydomonadales; Astrephomenaceae
Source: the annotation of a GenBank genome assembly